Messenger RNA from Drosophila eugracilis, 729 nucleotides. RefSeq lists its product as uncharacterized. The record is from RefSeq and is a predicted model, not a curated record. The transcript is spliced from 2 exons. The coding region runs from base 204 to 551 and encodes 115 amino acids. Gene Ontology annotation, molecular function: protein binding. Lineage: Eukaryota; Metazoa; Arthropoda; Insecta; Diptera; Drosophilidae.
CAUUCCAUUUCACGGUGCACUUUUUACUUUCUGGCAAACUCAUUUUUUACACUCUCCCCUCGGAAAAAUCGACAAAAAGCACGCCACGCCGCCAGUUACUCUCCGGCAAGGGAAUAGAAAAUCAACUCAAACCGAAUCCGUCCACCCAAGCGUAUAUUUUCCUCAUAAAUAUUAACUUGAAGCCAACUGGCGGACCUUGCAGGAUGCUAAGGCAGUACAAGAUGCGAUCUGUCCUGCAGACACAAAAGAUAAUCCAAUCGCUUUGCUAUGAUUCGCAGCGCUUUAAGUCGCAGUUUGUCGAUCAGAAUGGGGAAUCUCCUUCGACUACCGAGGAACUAGACGUCGAAAAGGAGGAGAAACCUGUGACGGUGCCGCUCCCUCGAGCCCAUCACCACAAUCCACUAAGUCGACGCCACACUGUAAGCAGCUCGCGGCUGCAGUACAUCAAUGACAAGUACAAGGAACUGGCCAACGAGGUGGAAUUGCGCAAGCCGAAGGCCAAGCCAUUUGUGACGCGCCACGCCCUCCAUUCGGGGCGGUUCGACAAGUAGGAUGUGCACUUCAUAUUCCAGAUAAUUCCCCGUUCCAUAAACCAAAAAAUUAAUCUAAAAUUUCCGCACAUUCUUGGUUAAAGUAAAACUUUUCCCUUCCCUGCAAUCGAUUGUUCCAUGAAUCGGUUUGUUUACGCCUGUUAAAUCACAAAGUGUUAAUAAAAUACAAAAAAAAAUU